Scheffersomyces amazonensis is the source of this 1556-nucleotide messenger RNA. RefSeq lists its product as uncharacterized. The transcript has a single exon. NCBI's taxonomy places the organism in Eukaryota, Fungi, Ascomycota, Pichiomycetes, Serinales, Debaryomycetaceae. The record is from RefSeq and is a predicted model, not a curated record. The coding region runs from base 180 to 1385 and encodes 401 amino acids.
CAUCUUGUUGCUAAAAACCCGUAGAUGCAAAAUCCACCAAUUUGUUCCCCUGUAAAAUUUUCUUAGCUUGGGCCCCGGGCGUAGUGUGCGUGGAAAAAAAAGUGUUAUGUGAAGUUUAUAUAUGGGGACAGCUAGUGAACAAGAAGAGGAACACAUUUAUCUGUUACUAACUCCGUAUAAUGUUAGUGGGUCUCGGUAAGAAUCGACUUGUACCGAAAGUUUACUCGUCGUUAAGGUAUUCAGUAUAUGUUCAGUCCCGGUUCCAGCACGUGAAGUCUGAAACAAAUCCAUUCUUAUACUUGAAUAAUUUUAAUCUGUUGAAUAAAAAGAUUCAACAAGUGUAUGAUACUACCAAUGAUCAUAUUGGAGAUUCUAUAGUUAUUAAUGCAUUAAAGUCAUGUAAUGAACUCGGCGAAGAGUUCCCUAUUCAACAAAAAUUGGAUAUCAAUUCAAUAUUUAUUAAAGAAUCUAAACAAGUUAUAGAUACAUUAAUUAAGGAUGAUAGAGUUAAAUUUACUUCAGAUUUAUUAAAACAAAUAUUUGUAUUAAAUUUACCAACCAUAUUGAAUUUACAAUUAAUUAAUUUAUAUUAUGAAAAGAAUCCAUCUAAAUCUACUAUAAUAGAUAAAUCUAUAGCAUUAAUUGCAUUAAGAAAUGCUCUUAAUAAUGCUGAAUUUCAAAGAGCAAUUACUAUAUCUGAUAUUACAGUAGGUCAUCCUAAUUAUAUUGAACAUAAUCAUCAAAUACUUAAAAAGGGAGUUAUUAAAUUGGCAAGUACAGCUAUUGGUAUAACAUUAAUAUCUAAAUAUGGUGUUAACCUUUUAAUUGAAUUUGGAGAAUUAACUAGUGGUUGGAGACAUUUAGGAUCUAUAAAUUCUAUGAUUUUAACUUAUUUUUUAAAUUCAAGUUUCUUUGUAACUACUGUUAGAAUUGGUAGACAAUUAAUAAGUUCAGGAGGAGAUUAUCUUACUUGGCAAAAGGGAGCAUUUUAUACUCAUUGGUUUAGACAUGCUGAUGAAAUGUUAUUUUGUUCUAAAAUAGUUGAAGCCGAUCGAGAAUUAAAUGGUGGAGAGAAUAAUCCAGAAAUUAUAAAGGAAUUAUGUAGAACAAAUGAAAAUACUUUAGGUAUGGAUCAUACUUUAAAACCAGGUUAUACUAGAGAUGGAAAAAAGAUUAGAUUAUUAGAAGCUAAAGAUAAUCUUGAAGAUUUAAAAUUACAAGCUUAUUGGAUGAGUGGAGGAGAUGGAUUUGAAUGGGUUGAACCUGAUCAAGAUCCUGCUACAUUAAUAUGGAAAGAUCAUUUAGCUCAAUAUAAUCAACCAUCCAUAAAGUCUAAUACAGUUAAAACAUUAAAAUGGGCUGAUGAAUUAAUUGAUCAGAAAUAAUGAUGAUGUAUAUUAGUAUUUCUUGUAUAUAGUCACUGAAUAAAUAGUAUAAAGUCAUAAUAAUUAUUUAUUUAUUUAUUUUAUUUUAUUUUAUUUUAUUGGUUUGUUUAUAUAAACUACUGUUCUUCUUCAGUAUCAACAAUAGGAAACCAAUGAGUAAUAAUUCGAAUA